ACUAUUUAAAAAAAAACAGCUUAUCGGAUCGUGCCGCUCUCGUCUCCUCUGAUACUCCACCUACUACUCCUCUGAUCGGGGAGGGGAGGAGCUCGCCGGAGCCGGAUCCACGAGGGGGAAGUUAACGCCAUCGAGCGCUGCGAUGGGCAGCUUGGGAGGUAGCGCCGGUGCUGGGGACGGCGGCAAGGUCGGGCUGCCGGCGCUGGACGUGGCGCUCGCGUUCCCGCAGGCUACGCCGGCAUCGCUCUUCCCGCCCGCCGCCUCGGACUACUACCAAUUUGAUGAUUUGCUGACUGAAGAAGAGAAGGCACUCAGGAAGAAGGUCCGGGGUAUCAUGGAAAAGGAAAUCCCGCCCAUUAUGACGGAGUAUUGGGAGAAGGCUGAAUUCCCAUUCCAUGCCAUUCCCAGCCUUGCCAGUCUCGGCUUAGCUGGUGGAACAAUAAAGGGGUAUGGGUGCCCAGGACUCUCGCUUACAGCUAGUGCUAUUUCGAUAGCAGAAGUUGCACGGGUCGAUGCGAGCUGCUCCACAUUUAUUCUAGUGCACUCCUCGUUGGCUAUGUCCACGAUUGCCCUUUGUGGAUCUGAGGCUCAAAAGCAGAAAUACUUGCCAUCUCUUGCCGAGUUCAAAACUAUUGGUUGUUGGGCUUUGACAGAGCCAGAUUAUGGAAGUGAUGCAAGCUCCCUAAGGACUGCAGCAACCAAGGUACCUGGUGGUUGGCAGUUAGAUGGACAAAAACGCUGGAUAGGUAACAGCACUUUUGCAGAUGUCCUCGUCAUUUUGGCUAGGAAUGCAGAUACGAACCAACUAAAUGGAUUUAUUGUAAAGAAAGGAGCUCCCGGUCUAAAAGCGACAAAAAUUCAAAACAAAAUUGGACUCAGAAUGGUUCAAAAUGGAGACAUAAUUCUAAAUAAAGUAUUUGUCCCUGAGGAAGAUAGAUUAACAGGCAUCAAUUCAUUUCAGGAUAUAAACAAGGUCCUCGCUAUGUCUCGAAUUAUGGUGGCAUGGCAACCAAUAGGCAUAUCAAUGGGAGUUUUUGACAUCUGCCAUCGGUAUUUGAAAGAAAGGAAGCAAUUUGGAGCUCCACUGGCAGCUUUUCAGCUGAAUCAAGAAAAGCUUGUCCGAAUGCUUGGCAACAUUCAGGCUAUGCUUCUCGUUGGCUGGCGUCUGUGCAAGUUCUAUGAGUCAGGCAAAAUGACACCAGGCCGAUCUAGUUUAGGCAAGGCGUGGACAUCCCAGAAGGCUAGGGAGGUAGUUUCUCUUGGACGAGAGCUACUGGGUGGCAAUGGCAUUUUGGCUGAUUUUCUUGUUGCCAAGGCGUUUUGUGACCUGGAGCCCAUUUUCUCUUACGAGGGCACCUAUGACAUUAACAGCCUGGUAACUGGCAGAGAGAUCACCGGGAUCGCGAGCUUCAAGCCUGCUAUGUCAGCAAAAUCACGCCUGUGAAGUUGUUUUUUUAUUUCCCCGAGGAAGAUGAUAGACACCAAUCUUGUAUAUAUUCCGAUGAUUGGGAAUAACUGAAUAAGAACGAUGGGGAAACUGUAUUUGUUACAUUUUCACUUUUGUCAGUCUGUGAUAAACGACUCUCCACUGGCCGUGUUCAAAUGCUGCAAUCACCAGCGAUUUUACAAAGGACAUGGCCCUUUUUUUUAUUACGCAGGAGAGGUGCGUUUCAUUGUAUUAUUGUAGAGAUGAAAAUAGGGGGUCACCAGCAGGAUCCUCACUGGCUCUUGAAAGCACGCUUCUCGGCAUCCGUAGAUAUACUAUUAGCUUCUGGAUUCAUGGAUCAUGGAUGUAUACCUACGAGUUUUUCAUCGUAAUCAUAUUCUUGUAACAGUACUAUGAUACUACGGCAUGUUUAGUUGACGAAGUGAAAAAUUUUA
This is a messenger RNA of Sorghum bicolor (sorghum), 1881 nucleotides long. Its product is annotated as acyl-coenzyme A oxidase 4, peroxisomal-like. The record is from RefSeq and is a predicted model, not a curated record. Bases 143 to 1444 code for a protein of 433 amino acids. Gene Ontology annotation, molecular function: flavin adenine dinucleotide binding; acyl-CoA dehydrogenase activity. Lineage: Eukaryota; Viridiplantae; Streptophyta; Magnoliopsida; Poales; Poaceae. Gene Ontology annotation, cellular component: peroxisome. Gene Ontology annotation, biological process: fatty acid beta-oxidation. The transcript has 13 exons.